Aegilops tauschii subsp. strangulata is the source of this 1704-nucleotide messenger RNA. The record is from RefSeq and is a predicted model, not a curated record. NCBI's taxonomy places the organism in Eukaryota, Viridiplantae, Streptophyta, Magnoliopsida, Poales, Poaceae.
AUGAUUGAGGCCAAGCUCAACCACCUCUACCGCCGCCAAUGGGAUUGGCAGGUUACUCCCAGCCACGGCUACACCACGCGCAGUGACCAGAUCACCCUCGCCCUCAACAAGCUCGUCGUCGACAUCACCGAGCCGAUCCUCGACCCCAAGGCGGUCGCGGUCCUCGACAUGGCCUGGAUCCUUGUUGUCGGGCUUCCUGACAUUGCCCGGUCCGAGCGUGUUAUCCGCAACAUGUCUCAGAUUCUCGGCAAGGUGGUGGUGGUCGACGAGCUGUCCCUUUGCAAGGAGGAAGAGGUCCGGGUCAAAGUCAAGUGCCUCGACUCCUCCAAGCUGCAUGCCAUAGUUAGAGUCUUCUUCAACGACCAGGGCUUCGACCUCUGCAUCGCUCCCGAGCCGCCCAACCAUGUGAGUCGACUGCGCUACCUCGACGGCGGCCCCUCCGGGCCCCACGACAACUACCGCGGCAGCCACCACCCCCACUCGCACCGCUCCAAUGAGGAGGGGUCGGAUGACAGCCCCUCCCGCUCCCCCUCGCCGGCUCCUUCGGCUCCGUCGUCGAGCCGGGGUGGUCGGCAAGCCAGGCUCGCCGAGCUGCCCCUCUCCGCCCCGCCGGCCCAGGCCUCGGAGGGGAGUGACGCCUCUAGCGUCGGCCUGAUUGUCGUCCCCGCUUCCUCGCCACGCUCCCCUGCAGACCUCUCCUCCGUCGAGCCAGGCCUGGGAGAUGAGUUGGUUCCCUCCUCGGCCUCGCCAGGACCCAUCGCGGGCAGCUCCUCUCCGGCCUCCCUCCCCAAUGCGUCGCUUGGAGCUGCCGCGGCCCCCCCUCCGAGCUCGCUCCCUACUGCGACGGUCCCCGCGGGUGCCAUCCCACCUCCGGCAGCGGGCCCUCCUCCGUCUCCGCUGCCAGUGGUGGCCCUGGUGCCUCCCACCUCCGACCCUGCGCCGCCUUCUCUGACCCCGGCUCCUCGGCUCCUCGACUGUCCUGGGCUAGCGCUCCAGCUCGCCCCCGCGACGAACCCCGACGCGGAUGGGGAGACCCAGGUGACCACCCCGGUGGCCUCCCAGCUCCCCCCCCCCUCUGUGGUUUGUUGCCUACUCCCGCCGCGGCCGAUCUUCCUCCUCCCCGGUGACGGCCUCCCGCCGUACCGUACCGUGCGGCACGGCGCUGCCCGGCCGGACGGCAGCCCGGCUCUGUCCAUCCCCGAGCGGGGGAGCUCUGGGAUGCUACCCGGAAUCUGGAGCCAGUGGGAGGUUAUCAUCGUCUACGACCUGGCAGACCAUAGUAGGUCUGCCUCCUUCCUCGAGGAGCUCCUCCAGAAGGUUUUGGCCGCCACCCUACCGGUGGUUGUCGGGGGCGAUUUUAACCUCCUCCGAUUCGCGGAAGACAAGAGAAAUGCACAUGUCAACUUUGCACGGAUGCAAAUGUUUAAUGAUUGCAUUGCUGAUCUUGGUCUUCACGAGAUAGAUAGGAUUUGUGCCAGGUUUACCUGGACCAAUCGCCAGGCAUCCCCGACCCAGUCCGUCCUGGACCGGGUCCUAGUCUCCCUAGAAUGGGACCUCUGCUGCCCCCUGGCUUCCCUCCGGGAUAUCACCCGGAUUGGCUCCGACCACGUCCCCCUCCUCCUAUCCUCCGCCGACGAGCGCCCUCCGAUUCCCCCUCGCUUCCGGUUCGAGACAUUUUGGCUGUCCCAAACCGGCUUUAUUUAG